Delphinapterus leucas (beluga whale) is the source of this 8077-nucleotide messenger RNA. The record is from RefSeq and is a predicted model, not a curated record. Lineage: Eukaryota; Metazoa; Chordata; Mammalia; Artiodactyla; Monodontidae.
ACCACGCUGUGAGCCACGGAGACACUGUAGAACUAGACCAGCUUCCGGGACUCGUCCUGAGAGCUGCGACUCUUCUCGGACUCUCACGUGAAGGAGUGACUACUGUUAAUUCUAUUUAAAAUGGGUGUAAAGAAGAAGAAAGAAACUCAAGUUACUUCAUUGACCGUUUGUCAUCAGGACCUUGAAACUUUGAGAUCUUUGGCUGAUGUAGAAGGGAAGAAUCUAGCUUCUUUGUUGUUACAUUGUGUACAACUCACUGAUGGAGUGUCACAGAUCCAUUAUGUUAAACAGAUUGUGCCCUUACUGGAGAAGGCAAAUAAAAAUGGCAAGUGUGAUCCCACUAUUCGAAGUUGUUUGGAUAUUUUAGCAGGCAUUUAUCUUUCUUUGAAUCUAAAGAAUCCCUUGAAGAAAGUCUUGGCAAGCUCACUAAAUGACCUACCUGAAUUUUUUCUAACUGAGGCUACACAGAGUUUUACUUCUCGUCUUCAGGAAGAAUUGAAUACUACUACUGAUCUAUACUCUUAUAGGAAAGUUAUUGACAAUAUAUCUUCCUGUAUGGAGAACUUUGACUUGGGUAGAUCAAGUGUUAAUAAUCUUCUUGAAAAUGUGCUUCAUUAUCUACAGAAGAGUUUAAUUGAAAUCUCAGAAGAAAACAGAAAAUUGGCUGGAAAUCAUAUUGUUCAAACUCAGUUGAUGAAUGACUUGUUGGUAGGCAUUAGAGUUUCAGUGAUGUUAGUACAGAAAGUACAAGGUUUCCAGAGACUUCAUUUGAAGAGUUCUCCUACAUGGCAAAGUAUGUGUGGAUUGCUGAGUAUCUUUACCAAGUUUUUAAGUGAUGAUGACCUCUUACAGACGAUUCAGAGUACAUCUGGAUUAGCUGUUAUUCUUUUUAUUAAGGCUAUGUUUCAUCCACCUGAAAAGAUUCCUGAUUUGAUUAGUAGUUUGCUUCUCCGUUCAGUGGACCACACCAGCAUCCCCGAGUGGCUUUUGAACUGCUGCAGGAGCCUUUGUUGUGCUGAUGUCUCCCAGUCAGCUCUCUUAUUCCUGUGUCAGGGGACACUCACCAUGUUGGAUUGGCAGGAUGGGAGGAUGGGCCCCAGUGGGGAGGCCCUGCUCUUGGAUACUGUGCGUGUUCUGUUCACCUUGAGUUCACAGAUCAAGGAGUCAACUCUGGAAAUGUUUCUGUCUAGAAUUUUGGCAUCUUGGACUAAUUCAGCUAUACAAGUCCUUGAAUCAAGUUCCCCAAGCCUAAAGGACCGUCUGAAUGGGAAUUCAGACGUGGUUAGGAGACUUUUGGAAUAUGUCUAUACCCACUGGGAACAUCCAUUGGAUGCUUUGAGACACCAAACCAAAACCAUAUUCAGAAAUAUUCUCCAAAUGCACCAGCUUGCCCUGGAAGAGUCAGGUUCAGAUUUGGCUGCUGAUGGUUUCAUUUUUCAACUGACUGAGAGUCUUCUGCGAUUGGAAUGGCAUAGUAAAGGAAAGUACACAUGCCUUGGUUGUUUAGUAGAUUACAUAGGAAUUGAACAUAUUUUGGCAUUAGCUAAAACUAUUCCAUCGCAAAUCUUAGAGGUGAUGGGGGACCAGUCCUUGGUGCCUUAUGCAAGUGACCUCUUGGAAACCAUGUUUAAAAGUCAUAAGAGUUGUUUGAAAUCCCAGGCUGUUGACAGCACUUGGAUUGACAAGUGGCAUGAGACUUGGGUUUCUCCUCUCCUGUUUAUACUGUGUGAAGGAAAUCUGGAUCAAAAAUCUUACGUGAUUGAUUAUUACUUGCCAAAAUUAUUGAAUUGCAACCCUGAAAGCUUAAGCUACAUGGUAGAGAUUCUUCAGACUUCUGCUGAUGCUAAAAUUGGAUCUUAUGACAGCAGAGGGGCUCUGGGAGCUUUGAUGGCUUGUCUACGAACAGCUAGAGCUCAUGGACAUCUUCAGUCUGCAACUGAUGCCUGGAGGGACCUUGUGUCCAGUGCAAGAAUAAAGCAAGGCUUAAUUCAUCAGCACUGCCAAGUACGGAUCGAUACGUUAGGCUUGCUUUGUGAAAGUAAUCGAAGCACAGAAAUUGUUUCCACAGAAGAAAUGGAGUGCAUUCAGUUCUUUAUCACAUACAAUCUUAACAGUCAGUCUCCAGGAGUGCGGCAACAGAUUUGUUCUCUUCUUAAAAAGUUGUUUUGUAGGAUACAGGAAAGUUCUCAGGUACUUUAUAAACUGGAACAAAGUAAAUCCAAACAUGAACCAGAGAAUGAGUUAACCAGACAGCACCCUUCUGUAUCUUUACAGCAAUAUAAGAAUUUCAUGUCAUCCAUUUGCAACAGUCUUUUUGAAGCAUUAUUUCCUGGCUCUUCCUACCCAACUAGAUUUUCAGCUUUAACCAUUUUAGGCUCCAUAGCUGAAGUUUUUCCUGUGCCAGAAGGUAGAGUCCAAACAGUAUAUCAGCUGAGUCAUGAUAUUGAUGUUGGUCGUUUCCAAACGCUAAUGGAAUGUUUAACUGGCACUUUUGAAGAAGUGAAAAUUUUAGCAUUUGAUCUUCUAAUGAAGUUACCAAAAACAUUUGUACAAUUUCAGGAUUCAGAGAAGCUACAAGGCUUAUUCCAGGCAGCACUGGAGCUCAGCACAAGCACCAAACCAUAUGACUGUGUAACAGCUUCCUACCUACUGAACUUCUUAAUCUGGCAGAACGCUCUGCCGUCAUCUCUGUCUGCUUACUUAAAAACUCAGCGGGUUGCAUGUGGAGAUGGAGAUAAGUCUGCUGCUCUGGUGGAAAGUAACACAUUAAUAGUUAUUAAAUGCUUGUUGGAAAAUCUUGAGGAAGAAGUAUCUCGGGCUGAAAAUUCUCUGCUUCAGGCAGCAGCAUCGUUUCCAAUGUACGGGCGGGUCCACUGUAUAACAGGAGCUUUGCGGAAGCUAGCUCUGAACAGCCUGCAGUUGGUGAGUGAGUGGAGACCCGUGGUGGAGAAGCUCCUUGUGACGUCCUACAGGCUUUCCGCCGUGGUGUCUCCAGUUAUUCAGAGCUUCUCCCCAGAAGGCCUCAUCCCCAUGGACACUGAUGCAGAGUCAGCAAGCCGCUUGCAGACGAUUUUGAAUGAGAUUCAGCCCCGAGAUACUAAUGAUUAUUUCAAUCGAGCUAAAAUUUUGAAAGAAUGUGAUAGCUUUGAUUUGGAGGACUUGAGUGCCAGUGUACCGAAUAUUGACACUUCUGCAGAAAUCAAAGGUAAAGAAGGAAAAACAUGUGACGUAACUGCUCAGAUGGUGCUGGUAUGUUGUUGGAGAAGCAUGAAGGAAGUCGCUUUACUCUUAGGCUCCCUGUGCCAGCUUCUACCCAUGCGGUCUGUGCCAGAAUCUCCUGAUGGAUUAUUGACAGUGGAACAGGUAAAAGAAAUAGGAGAUUACUUUAAACAGCACCUUUUACAGUCCAGGCACAGAGGAGCAUUUGAACUGGCUUACACUGGCUUUGUGAAACUCACCGAAAUCCUAAACAGGUGCCCUAAUUUGAGUCUGCAGAAGCUACCGGAAGAGUGGUUAUGGAAUGUUUUAGAGGAAAUUAGAUGCAGUGAUCCUUCAUCUAAACUCUGUGCUACAAGACGCAGCGCUGGAAUUCCUUUCUACAUACAGGCAUUGUUGGCAUCUGAACCUAAGAAAGGCAAAAUGGAUUUGUUGAAAAUAACAAUGAAAGAGUUAAUCUCUUUGGCUGGACCUACAGAUGACUCACAGAGCACAGUCCCUAAGGUUCAUGCUUUAAAUAUCCUUAGAGCCUUGUUCAGAGAUACACGUCUGGGAGAAAUUAUUAUCCCUUACAUUGCCGAUGGAGCUAAGGCUGCAAUUCUGGGCUUUACAUCACCAGUCUGGGCAGUGAGAAAUUCAUCCACACUUCUCUUCAGUACGUUGAUCACAAGAAUAUUUGGAGUUAAAAGGGGAAAGGAUGAACUUUCCAAAAAAAAUAGGAUGACAGGGAGUGAAUUUUUCUCUCGUUUCCCCGAACUCUAUCCCUUUCUUCUCAAACAGUUGGAAACUGUAGCCAAUACCGUAGACAGUGAUACAGGAGAACUAAACCAUCAUCCCAGCAUGUUUCUCUUGCUUUUGGUGUUGGGGAGGCUCUACCCUUCCCCGAUGGAUGGCACCUGUUCUGCUCUCAGCAUGGCACCUUUUAUUCCCUUCAUUAUGAGAUGUGGUUGCUCACCUGUCUACCGCUCCCGUGAAAUGGCAGCUCGUGCCUUGGUCCCAUUUGUUAUGAUGGACGAAAUCCCUGAUACCAUCCGAACUCUGUUGGCCAAACUCCCCGACUGCACCGACCGGUGUUUCCGGCAAAAUCAUAUUCAUGGGACACUUCUCCAGGUUUUUCAUUUGUUACAAGCCUUCUCAGACUCCAAAUACAGAAUGAAUACAUACUUUCAGCAGGAGCUGGCUGACGUCGCUGUUUGUACUAAAGCCAAAAUCUGGCUGGCCAAGAGGCAAAAUCCAUGUUUGGUGACCAGAGCUGUGUAUAUUGAUAUUCUCUUCCUGUUGACUUGCUGUCUUGACAAACCCUCAAAAGACAACCAGCCAGUUCUGGAGCAUCUUGGCUUCUGGGAGGAAGUCAGAAGGAUCAUCUUGGAAUCGGAGUUGAUAACUGGAUUCCCCUAUACCUUCACGGUGCCAGGCCUGCCCCAGUACCUCCAGAGCCUCACCAAACUGGCCGUCGCUGCAGUGUGGGCAGUAGCGGCCCAGGCUGGAGAGCAGAUACUGAAAAUUCUCCAUUGCAUGGACCCCAGUGAGUGGCUUCCUCAGACAGAGCGCUGUGUCCAUCUAACCCCAAAGGAGUUCUUGAUCUGGACAAUGGAUAUUGCUUCCAAUGAAAGGUCUGAAAUACAAAGUGAAGCUCUGAGACUCGCCUCCAAGGUGAUUGCCCACCACAUGCAGACGUGUGAGGAGACCAGGGACUUGGUGGCCCCCAACCUGAAGCAGUGGGUUCAGUUGGUCCUCUCUUCUUGUGGAGAUCAUCUUCCCACCGAGUCCAGGCUGGCCGCUGCUGAAGUUCUCACCAGCACUGCACCAUUUUUCCUCACCAACCCCCAUCCCAUUCUUGGACUGCAAGAUACGCUUGCUCUCUGGAAACGUGUCCUCACCCUCCUGCAGAGUGAGGAGCAAGUAAUCCGAGAUGCAGCCACAGAAACCGUGAUGACUGCCAUGUCACAGGAAAACACUUGCCAGUCAACAGAAUUUGCCUUCUGCCGGGUGGACGCCUCCAUCGCACUGGAUCUGGCCCUGGCUGUGCUGUGUGACCUGCUCCAGCAGUGGGACCAGCUGGCCCCUGGACUCCCAGUCCUGCUAGGAUGGCUGUUGGGGGAGGGCGAUGACCUCACGGCCUGUGUGGAGAGCGUGCAUCAGGUGGAAGACUACCUGUUUGAAAAAACAGAAGUCAACUUUUGGGCUGAGACCCUGAUCUUCAUGAAAUACCUCUACAAGCACCUCUUCCGCCUCCUCUCCAAGUCCAGCUGGCGUCCCCUCAGCCCCGAGAGGCUCUGUCAUCUUCAGAGGACAGCGUCAGAGCAAUGCCACCUCCUUUCCCAGCUCUUCAGAGAGCUGCCACCAACUGCUGAGUUUUUGAAGACGGUGGAGUUCACAAGACUGCGCAUUCGGGAGGAAAGGGCUUUGGCUUGCCUGAGGUUACUGGCGUUUCUGGAAGGAAAGGAAGGGGAAGACACCCCAGUUCUCAGGGCUUUGGACUCUCCUGCAGCAGUGAAUCAGUUAACUCUUCCAAGAACAGAAACGGCUUGUUGAAGAAAGAAGACUUGUGGGGUUGGGGGUAGGGUGGAUUGUUCCCCCAGUCAACCUGCAGGAAAAUGUUGAACAGAAACUUAAGCGUCUUCUCCCCUUCACAACUCCCCCACUUCUGUGAGUCUAGCCUUCUGUCCUACAGAGGACUUUUUCUUCAGUUCAGUCAUUCAAGGCAGCCUCGUUUAUUGCAGCUACUGUAGGACGUGAGGCUACCACGUUGAAUAUUGACUCUGUUCCCAGGUGCAGGCCACCUGCAGGCCUGAAUUAGCCUUUUUCAUCCCCCAGGACCUCCAGUGUCCAACCAGAGCCGGCAUACAUUUUUCUCUGAAUUGACUACACAGAGUUGGGUUUUAACACAUGAUUUUCCCUCCCUUUUCUGGCUAGUUGUGGGAGCUGGAUUAGUUGGCAAACAGCCCACUUGGUCAGAAUUCCAAAUUUUAUUCGAUUUUAGCAAAGGCAGAAAUAUGUUCCAAAUGUUGAAUCCUGGGAGAAUUAAGGAUCGACUUCAUACAAAUAAUUUUGUUUUUACUGUCUGCAUGUUUAAGCCUUCAGUGACCUACACAUGCCAUCCUAAUUAUUAAAAGAGCCAUUAAGAGCUCCUACCCCCCUCUGCCCACCAUAAAAAGUAUCUGUGCUAUUGUUAGGAAAACAGAUUCACCACCCAGUGAAAUCAUAGACUCUUGGCUGUUAGAAGGAACCUGGGGAAAGGAGAGUCAGAAUAAAUGACUUAUUUGAUGCCUACACUGUUUACUGUCAUUUUCUUGGUGGCAGUAACAAGAAGAUUCUUAUUUAAGAUGCCAGAAAACUUCUAUCCAUUUCAGUGAUUUAACCUGGAAACCUUAAGGGUUUUCUGCUUUUCUAAGUCCAGCCCUCCCCUCUUUCUCAGACACCCAGCAGGUGUCGCCCUUGCAUACGUUUUGCUGCUAGUUUUGUUUUCCACUGGUUUACCAGUUUUAAUUUAUAAUUUCAGAGUUAAGUGUUACCCAAAGACAGUUAUCUUGAAAUUCAUAGCUUGGAUGGGUCAUAGCCUCAUCCACAUUCAUUUUUCAUCCUAGUUAUCUGAAAGAACCAUUUCAGUAAUGCUAUGUACACUUGGCCCAGCUUCUUAGGGUCUGUAAAUACAUUUAAAUACUUCUCAGGUGAGCAAUCAGAAUUAUUUUAUUGAUGUUUGAGGGUCUGGAGGGGCAGUUUAGACGGGAGAGGGUUUGAUAUGAUCAUUUCCUACUACAGAAAGACUUAUAUUUCAAAUAUAAUUUGUUUCUCUUUGAAAGAAAACCACCUAACACUAAAAAAUAGACCCUACUAGAAGAAUAGAGAAAGGUCUGUGUAGGAAGAAGCAAGGAAAGAAGUUAACUUAGUGUCCAAAGUUUUGCCCUAAAGAGACAGGAAAUUCCCUGGUGGUUUUGCACUACUCAGCUCGAAAUGUGUUUUCUGUGAUCCUGAAUUAAUAACCUGGUUAGGCAUCUGUGUAGCCCACACUUGAUGGAAAGUUGCCAACUGAACAUUUCUUUUUGUUCUGAGAAGACGUGGCUGGUGAGAAGUCAGGGAAUUGGCACAAUGUGGUGAUAACCAUGGUAGAGUAAUUAUGAAACCAGCUCCAGCAAAGCCCAGCUCACUGGAAAAGGCCAGCAUUCCUUUUUUCUCCAUUUAAAAUGAAAUAAAAGCAGUUACAUAAUAAUAAAAAUAUUUUCUACCAGCAGGUACUCUGUACCAAAGCAUGUACCAUAGCAUGUUUACAUGUUAGCUCCAAAGUCCUUCUACCAAGCCUGCAAAGUGGGUGUUCUCAUAGCUGUUGAGAAUUACCCCAGAUUUUGAUCUUGGCUGGUUGUAGCCAGCCUGAGAGCACAGGAGAGACAGAUGUUUCCACUGGUUUUUGUAUCUGAAAUCUUGUCACUGACCUCCAAUAGCACUGGUGAGGGAAAUUGCUGUUUCACACUUUCCUGAUGCAUUCCCAUGGGAAACUCAUAAUACCCCACUGUCAGGGCCAUCCUCAGACUCUUGUGCUGUGGUUCAUUUCAACAAAGAACGAAACAGCAUCAGGGUUCUUGGGUAUUCUAGGCUGUAAGUGUCAGCCAUGGUUGCCCAGCCUUGUCUAGGGGCCAGUAUAGGCCGGGUGGCAAAAGUGAAGCAGUCACUUCUUCUGAGGUCACUGCCCUUGGCUCCAAACUCGAGGGUCCAAGAUUUGGUGACCCCUCAGCUCUGCAUUCACGAUUCUGUAGACCUCCACCCAUCUGGCCAUACUCCAGAGGCCUGGCUUUCUCCAUUUUUAUGCUUUGUCAGUUUGUUUUAAUAAAUAAGAUGGAGUAUACUUAUCUUUUAAAAACCUUAA